GAAAAAUUGAAAUGAAUAGGGUUUUUAUUUUAAAUUUUCAAUUGAGAGAGGUUUUGUUAAUUUAGCAAACAGAGAUUAGAUCUUCUCUCCGGUAGUAUCGAAUCGAAUGGCACCACCUCCAGCACUUUACUCCGGCACCAGCACUCUCGCUUUGGUUGCUCGGGCAUCGGCAUUCACUUUUGGUGCUGUGUAUGGAACCAUGAAGCUAAAGUUUCUCAAGAUGAAGGCAAACUCGCCAAAAAAAUCCGAAACUGCGGCACAUCAUUGAAGUCUUAAAUGCCGUGAUCUCUGGGUGAAAUAAAGUGAACAAUCAUUUGAAUUGUGGUUUCAUACCUUUCUCUAUAUUUAGCUGGUGAUUCAUUAAGCAAACAGUCAUUUGAAUUGUGUUCAUCUUCUGAAUGAUUAGAAUGGCAUGAGCAAAUCCUUUCAUAUUUUUUGUAUCAAGAAGAAUAGCGGGUUGGUACAGCGGGCAGUGUCUGGCUUCGUUGGAUUUUUUUAUAGUAAUUUUUUUGAACUGCUUUGAAUCUGUAAUUCAGAAUCCACAAUCAGCUGUAAUGGUAAAUUGGUUUUGCAA
Messenger RNA from Mercurialis annua (annual mercury), 574 nucleotides. RefSeq lists its product as uncharacterized. NCBI's taxonomy places the organism in Eukaryota, Viridiplantae, Streptophyta, Magnoliopsida, Malpighiales, Euphorbiaceae. Bases 107 to 268 code for a protein of 53 amino acids. The transcript has 3 exons. The record is from RefSeq and is a predicted model, not a curated record.